AUGAAGGCUCAUUUCGCAAUCGCGUCGACGCUGUUCGGCCUUGCCCUGUCGCAGGCAAAGGUUCCUUCCGACCUCUCCAGCGGCUUUGGAUCAGGCUCCAUAGGCCUACAGCUCAGCUUUGGUGGCGAUGCCUCCGAUGGCUUAUCGAGCGGCGCUGUGGUGUCGAAAGAUGAUGCAUCGAAAACGCCCAGCUUCGCCUUGACAGAUGCCUCUGGUGUUAACAGAGCCGUCUCAUUUACCAUUAUGAUGAUUGACACCACAGAGCAAGGGUCCCGCAAGCUCCACUAUUUGCACACCGAUUUUAAAGCAACCGGCGAAAAGACAAAGCUGGAUUCGUCCACCAAACCCCUUGUUGCCUACGGAGCUCCCGGCAGCUUUGGUGAGAACGGAAAAAGGGAAUACACGUUCCUAUUGUAUCGUCAAACCGGCGAUGGCAAGAUGAGCGACGUCCCCAAGGGGGGAGACUCUAUCGACGUGAAACAAUUCCAACAGAAAAAUGGAUUGCAGGAUGCACGAGCCGGUGUCGCUUUAUCUGUAGAUAUGGGAGGAGGCAGUGGUGGUGGCGGCGGCGGCGGCGGUGGUGGUGGUGGUGGUGGUGAUGGUAACAGGCCGCCCAAUCGGCCGCCCCCUGACUCCCCAGCCAUUACCUCCACUGCUACUCGUGAGAGAGAAUCACCGGCCUUCCCUAUUGCGAUACCUCCAGCGCAACCGCCCCCCACACCCCCUGCCGCCGCGCCCCCUGCUAUCCCAGUUCCCGCUCCCGCUCCCGCUCCAGCUCCAGCGCCCAUCCCUGCACCAGCGCCUCCAGCUGCUCCUGCGCCUCCGUCAAACCCCGGUGCCAUUGCGCCUCUUGUACCCGUUGCGCCCGGCGACGCCAACCGGAACCAAAACCCCAGCUCCAGCCGCACCACCGAAUCCGCGUCGACGCCUCAGGUCAUCCAAGGCCCUGGUACGUCUGUUGCCUCUGCAAAUAGCACUUCCACCCCUAGCGUGCGGCCAGCUAACAACGGCACGGCGGCGUUGCCUCUGCCAGACCGGCCUACCGCAUCGCGCACCCAGCCCGCCGUUUCCAAUACCGGUGGCCAGGGCGCGGAAACGAGCUUCGUGUUUGUUUCUCCGUCCGGGGCCAGCAAUGCGGCUGGCAACUCGCAGCCGAGCGGAUCGGGCGCGGCCUUGAAUUCGCAGGGCGGGCAGAACUCGGGAGCCACGGCGAUGGCAGUCGGGCCCCUGGGCGUCGCGGGCGCUCUGGGUGUGGUCGGGUGCGCUGUGAUUUUUGCUGUUGCCGCCGCCGCCGCCCUGGUGGCCGGCAGUGCCACGGUGGGUGCGUAUCUCAAUGCCAAGUACCACAUCCACCAGGACCUGUCGGCGAUUUUCGAAAUGAAGGCCAUCGAGCGCGCCGUGGCUCGCGCAGCGGCCAGCGGGACCAUGUCGACGUGGUACUUGUUCGAAGACAAGGUGAAGAAGUACCCCCACGCCCGCUGCAUCUGGACGCGCGAAGUCGAGUACACCUUCCAGGAGACAUACGACCUGGUGUGCCGCUAUGCGAACUACUUCCUGUCCCUGGGCAUCACGCGCGGCGACCUGGUGGCCGUGUACCUGCAGAACUGCGCCGAGUUCCCGAUCGUGUGGACGGCGCUGUGGGCCAUCGGCUGUGCGCCGGCUCUGAUCAACUACCACCUGGCCGGGCCGGCGCUGCUGCACUGUCUGAAAGUCAGCAGCGGCACAUUCCUGCUCGUCGACCCCAGCGCGGAGUGCCUGCAGCGCAUCGAGGAGCAGAAGUCGGCCAUCGAGACGGAGCUGGGCAUGACGCCGCUGGUGCUGGACGACGCCCUCAAGGCGUCCAUUGAGACCUUCCCCGCCACGCUGCCGGACGACUCCUUGCGCCGCGGCAUCAGCGGCGACGCGCCGUCGUGCCUGUUCUACACCAGCGGCACGACCGGCCUGCCCAAGGCGUCGGCGUUCACGAUGGCCCGCCUGCACGCGACGGCGCUGAUGGGCGCGCGGCGCGACCGGCCCGGCGUCGACGGCGACGUGUGGUACAACUGCAUGCCGCUGUACCACGGCACGGGCGGCGUGCGGCUGCAGGUGUGCCUGUGCAGCGGGGCGGCGGCGGCGAUCGGCCAGCGGUUCAGCACGCGCAGCUUCUGGCGCGAGGUGGUGGAUGCGCGCGCGACGCACUUCAUCUACGUGGGCGAGACGGCGCGGUACCUGCUGGCGGCGCCGGCGUCGGCGCUGGACCGCGCGCACGGCGUGCGCGGCGUGUACGGCAACGGCUUGCGGCCGGACGUGUGGGAGGCGUUCCGCGAGCGCUUCGGCAUCGCGCAGAUCUGCGAGUUCUUCAACAGCACCGAGGGCAUGUUCGGCCUGGUCAACGUCAACCACGGCGCGUACACGGCGGCGUGCGUCGGCCACCACGGCGCGCUGCUGCGCUGGCUGCUGCGCGACACGUACGUGCCCGUGGCCGUGGACGCCGCCACGGGCGACAUCGCGCGCGACCCGGCCACGGGCUUCGCGGUGCGCAGCGCGUACGAGGACGGCGGCGAGAUGCUGGUGGCCGUGGCCGACGAGCAGGCGUUUCAGGGCUACUGGCGCAACGCGGCCGCCACGCAGCAGAAGUUCGUGCGCGACGUGUUCCGCGCCGGCGACCUGUGGUACCGCACGGGCGACGCGCUGCGGCGCUCGGCCGACGGCCACUGGCACUUCCUCGACCGCCUGGGCGACACGUUCCGCUGGAAGUCGGAGAACGUGUCGACGGCCGAGGUGGCCGCCGUGCUGGGCCAGUACGCCGGCGUGGUCGAGGCCAACGUGUACGGCGUGGCGCUGCCGCACUACGAGGGCCGCGCCGGCUGUGCGGCGGUGCUGCUGGCGCCCGGUGCCGCUGCUGCCGCCGACGCGCGCGGCUUCGAUUGGUCUGGGCUGGUGCGGCAUGCGCGCGCGCGGCUGCCGCGCUACGCGGUGCCGGUGUUUAUCCGGCUGGUGCGGGCGUCGAACCACAUCCACAACAACAAGCAGAACAAGGUGCCGCUGCGGGCCGAGGGCGUGGAUCCGGCCAAGAGGGGCACGCAGGUGCCGGACGGCGCGGCCGACCGCAUUCUGUGGAUGACGCCCGGCGACGACACGUACCGCGAGUUCACGGUGCAGGACUGGGAGAGCCUGGUGGCGAGCCAGGUGCGGCUGUAA
Ophidiomyces ophidiicola is the source of this 3180-nucleotide messenger RNA. RefSeq lists its product as uncharacterized. The record is from RefSeq and is a predicted model, not a curated record. The coding region runs from base 1 to 3180 and encodes 1059 amino acids. Gene Ontology annotation, molecular function: long-chain fatty acid transmembrane transporter activity; long-chain fatty acid-CoA ligase activity. NCBI's taxonomy places the organism in Eukaryota, Fungi, Ascomycota, Eurotiomycetes, Onygenales, Onygenaceae. The transcript has 4 exons.